CCGCCAGCUGUGGCUCGGGAAAGAGCGGAGUCUUGCUCCUGCAUUCCAGCUUCCUUGGCCUGAGCCUGCUUUUCUCUCUCCGUCCAUCAGUUGGCGCCUCCUGCCGUCCUUUUUCCUUGGCUUUGGGGGCUGCGGUGGCUCCGCAGCUCGCAGGUCACAUGGCCUGCGCGAGCUAGGGGACCCCCAAUACGGAGCUGCGCCGUGGGAAGGGAUGAGGCUGCUAGCACCCGAACCGCGCUGAACCCGCUUCUCCCGGGCUUCGGGGUCCUGCGAUGGCUCCUCCACGAGGAUGAGGCGGUCAGCCUAGGCGACUCUGCAGGCGGCCGCCGGCGGACGCAGGGGACCGAUCUGCCCCUCCCCCCUACCCGGUAGGUUUCCCUUUGGCAUCCCGGCAGGAGCGCCCACCGGGAGAGACCCCUGAGCGUGGGGACGAGGAUUAAGGGUGCCGCGGCUGGCAGGGAGCGAGCAGCUGCAGAGGCCGGGGCAGCCCGGGAAGGCCUGCUCCCCGGCCGUGCGCUCUGGGCAGGCGGCGGCCGCUUCCUUCCGGAGGACUGCGGGGACCCCAGAAGCGCGUCCUCCGCGCGGCCCGUGUGGGCGUCAGCGACGAAUGGAGAGCCUAGGUGAGGGCGCCUCCCCACCCCUCGCCUGCUUCGGUUACGCCUCCAGGCCGACAGGAAGGCGCGAACCCAGCGCGCGUGAGCCCAGGUUUGACUCACGCUGACGUGCAUUCCAGGAUGCUUUGUUCUUGGGAUCAGACCUGACCAGAAGUUGACCUCAUGAGUACACCGACCUCUCCAGCAGCCAUGCUGCUCCGGAGGCUGAGACGGCUCUCCUGGGGCAGCACGGCCCUCCAGCUCUUCAUCUUGACCGUGGUGACGUUUGGCCUGCUGGCCCCUCUGGCCUGUCAUCGUCUUCUGCACUCUUACUUCUACCUGCGCCAGUGGCACCUGAACCAAAUGAGCCAGGACUUCCUGCAGCAGAGCUUGAAAGAGGGCGAGGCUGCCCUCCACUACUUUGAGGAGCUGCCCUCGGCCAAUGGCUCAGUGCCCAUCGUCUGGCAGGCCACCCCCCGCCCCUGGCUGGUCAUCACCAUCAUCACUGUGGACAGGCAGCCGGGCUUCCACUACGUCUUGCAGGUGGUGUCCCAGUUCCACCGGCUGCUUCAGCAGUGCGGCCCCCCGUGCGAGGGGCACCAGCUUUUCCUGUGCAAUGUGGAGCGCAGUGUGAGCCAUUUUGAUGCCAAGCUGCUGUCCAAGUACGUCCCUGUGGCCAAUCGCUACGAGGGUACGGAGGAUGAUUACGGCGACGACCCCUCCACCAACUCGUUUGAGAAAGAGAAGCAGGACUAUGUCUAUUGCCUGGAAUCCUCCCUGCAGACUUACAACCCGGACUAUGUCCUGAUGGUGGAAGACGACGCCGUGCCAGAAGAGCAGAUCUUCCCGGUCUUGGAGCACCUUCUUCGGGCUCGCUUCUCUGAGCCGCACCUCAAAGAUGCCCUGUAUUUAAAGCUCUAUCACCCCGAGCGGCUGCAGCACUACGUCAACCCUGAGCCCAUGCGGAUCCUGGAGUGGGUCGGCGUGGGCAUGUUGCUGGGGCCCUUGCUCACCUGGAUAUACAUGCGGUUCGCUAACCGGCCCGGCUUCAGCUGGCCGGUCAUGCUCUUCUUCUCCCUGUACAGCAUGGGGUUGGUAGAGCUGGUGGGCCGACACUACUUUCUGGAACUGCGACGCCUGAGUCCCUCCUUGUACAGUGUGGUCCCCGCCUCCGAGUGCUGCACCCCGGCCAUGCUCUUCCCAGCCCCUGCAGCCCGCAGGACCCUCACCUACCUGUCCCAGGUGUACUGCCACCAGGGCUUUGGCAAGGACACGGCACUGUACUCGCUGUUGAAGGCCAAGGGGGAACGGGCCUAUGUGGUGGAGCCCAACCUCGUGAAACACAUCGGCCUUUUCUCCAGCCUCCGGUACAACUUUCAUCCCAGUCUGCUCUAGUGUGCUAAGAAAUGCCUUUGUGAAGUCAGCCACUUCGUGGGGAUUCCAGUGUCGAGCUCUGUAUUUGGACAUGGCUGCUGGCAGAUAUCUGGGUGUCUAAGGUUCUAGGGAUGCAGGCACUGGGACAGUCGAGUCUCCCUCGAGUCCAGAAGCUGGCAUUGCUGUCUCUCUGGACAUGGCAGCAAGCCAGGCCCCCUCCCCCCACACAGCCACACACUGCCUCACGGGUCAGCUCUGCACAGCCACGGGGCAUUUAAAUACCGGGUGUAUACUCCACUUGUUCCCAUCUCUGCUUUGUGAUAGAGCUUGUGACUGUAAAAGUAGAUUGUGCACAGUGAAUACAACUGUUGUAGGGUUUUCAGGGUAGAAUUUGAUGAAAAGUGAGAAAUUUUUGAAUGAUUUCUCUCUCACCCGGCAUGACAAUGGAUGUUAUGUUUAGAGUAUAUGUCCAAGAUGCCAGGUCCCUGUUGAUAGACACCAUUCGUUCCAUUGGCCUGGUGUAAUAAAAGCUGAUAAAAGCCGUGCACUGCUUUGGAGGCAGGUGAUCGGGCUUCUGUUCUGCGGCACUUUCUUUUCCACACAUCUGUAGCUCGCUGAUAAUAGGCAUCAUUAGCAAGAACUAUCAGGUAUGACAAGAUCUGGAAGUAUCUUCUGAAUUGUCUAAGCCAGACUGUCUAGUUUCAGUCGUGAUUAAUGUUGAAGAUUUCUAUCAUAUUCUGAGUCUUUGAAAAUUGGACAGUGCAGAAUGACAUCGAAUGGAUAAGCUCUUUAUUAAUCGUCUAUUCUUUUUUCCUCACUUUGCUGGUAACUGUUGACACUCAUUUCAUUUUUGGCUAGGUGGCAUGAUGUCAUAGUAAAUAAGUCAUGAACAGUGAAGUCAGAAGACCUGACUUCUUACUUCAGAUCUCUGCCAUGUCCUCAUGGUGUGAAUUUGAGCAAGUCUUACCCAUCACUGCACCUUAGUUUCUUUGCUUGGACAACUGGGACUGUGAUAGCCACCUUUUAAAGUUUCCUUGAAGAUGAAAUGACAGAUGAUGCUCGGUCCGUAGGGGAUAAUGAGCACAUGUUAGUUCUUUUCUCUACUAUAAUAAGUAUAUAGAGCUCAAGUGUCCUUGGAUUAAGAUAUGAUAUGAUACUGCUUAAAGUAUGAGAUGGGCAUAGAGCUAAUACCUGUGGAACAGCAGUUCCAAGCCAAAUAAUGUUCGUGUAGAAGCUGACUUUUUAACUGUAACAUUGGAAGGGUCUGUAGCUCAGCUUUCAUCUAGCCACAAAUAAGAAUUGUUCUUUCAAACCAGAAAUGACCCAAGACUCUCCGGAACCUAUUUGAAGACUUACAUCUGAAAAGUACCUAUCUCAAAAACUACAGGAAAUCUCCUCAGACGAGAUUCAACAAGUCCCUCUGUGAGGAGGAGUGACUAUAAUAGAAUCCCAGCAGCGGUCAAGUUUGAGUCAGUGCCAGAGCUCCCAUUUGUUUUUCAGUUCCCACAAUGAGCCCAAGAAUGGAGGGAAGACAUGGGGUUCAUCCCCACCCUUUACAGAUGUGCAAACUGAAGCUCAGAAAUAUUAAAUGUUCCCUUCAGGUCCACAUUGCUGAACAGCAGCAGACUCAUGACUGAACCAUCACUCUUCUGACUUCCAAGCCCUGCAUGGUUUUCUUAACCACCUUCAUUUCAUAAAAAUCUAUGUAGUCAAAUCCUCUUUUGUAGGCUGGACUAAACAAUGUCUCUGCAAACUAAGACGGUAGCAACUCACUGUCAUGUUGAUCUUGGGGACACACAGGCAUCAGUAUCAGGUGUUGUGUUGUUACAGUGAGCUGUUAUCUUUCUCCCUGGAAUGUCAAAGUGGUCAGAGCCACCAGCUGGCCUGCUGAGAUGUUCAGAUUCCACUCCUCCAUUCUCUCCCAGUAAUUCAUGCACCCCCAUGUUUGAGAACUGAUCCACCCUAACCUAGACCUCACUUGAGUUUUGUUGCAUUACUGAUUGGAUCUCCUCAUGAAAAUGUUUUAUCCAGUGACAGAAGAGCUGCAUCUAAGCUAGCCAGGGAAUCGUUGCUGGUUAACAUUUUGGCUCUUUCUAAUUCAGUUAUCUAUUGCAUGAAGAAGAGUCUCCCUGGCACCUUCAUUUUGGAUGACGAAGGCUGUCUUAGCCUUGUCUAAUUGCUCUACGCAAUAAGAUGUCUUCUCCCAUGGAUCCUAACUAAAGUCUGCUGACCUUGGGCACAUGCAGAGCAGGUCAGUGCUGCCUUCGUAUCCCCACCCACUUCUAGAUCAUCCUCUUUUUUGUCUUUGAUUUCUAGAGUCGAAUUUUUGUACAUUGUCCUCGAUUUGGACAGCUGACAGCUUCUCACCAAAGCUGAAGUCAUUCACUUCAUCCUAAGCAAGGGUAGGCAGAGAACUAAAGUAUCUCUUCCCCAAGUCAAGGGACAUUGUUUCCCGGAGGUGAAGGUCUGUAACAGUCUGUUCACCACUCAGACUUUCAGUCAGCCCUAAAAAGGCCCCAACUGUGAAUGAGUGUAUUUGCAUCGACUUAUCAGUUCAAAUAAAGGCAGCUGUUGUGCUGAGGCAUCUUGAGAAGAGGUUUGUCAUUCUCCCUUCUGUCGAUGGAUGAAUUCUUCUGAUGUGGCAAAUGGUGCCUAACAGACACACCCAUACAUGCGACAUUGAGGAGUCCCAGAAGUAUGGGCUGAUUGCUUAAAAAUUCACAACUGGUUUUGUUGCAUUUCUUAAAUGGAAAUAUUUGCGUUGCACAUUUUAAAAAAAUGUUGUUUUAAGGAGAGAAAUGAUAUGAAUACAGCAGCACAACCAGAGAACACAAAUAGGAUUAAUCUAAUGAUAUGAUUGCUUUCAUUUCCCAUGGAUACCUUUCUAAUUUGGGAGAAUUUGUCUAUUCGGGAGCUUAAUUUGGGUAAAGUGGCAUUCUAAUUGGAGGUGAUUAUGGUGGGGGUUUUAUAUAUAUCAUAAUGUGCUGUGAAUUACAGUAACAUGAUAUAAAAUUGGAUCAUUUUAAAUCAUAUGAACCAUUUGGAUUUUUUUUUUCAAACAACAAUGAUUUUGCUGGGAAAUGCUUAUGAACUGGCACUGUUAUUAAGAUUAUAUUUUAUCUCUGGAAGACAUUUGGGGAUGUGUCAAAGAGUUUGGAAAAUAAUUAGUCCUGAUGGCAAAAUGUACUUAAUAUAUUAGUACACAGAGGUCACGUGCGGUCCCUUGCAGGUUACCCCACUACUUGGGCUGCAGCAUAGCUGUGAAUCACCAUUCUGUAAUGAAUGGGGUUUUUUGACUUUGAAUUGAAUAAUUUUUCUUGACCUGAUAACUUACAUAGACAUAUAAAAGAAUAAACAGCUUUUUUUAAAAAAAAUCAAUGUAACAUAAAGGGGUCAUGACAGUGAAAAUGUAAAAGCAAAUGACAAAUGUUUCAAGAAGAAACAAUGGUUGGAUGACUGUAGAACUAGGGUCGCUUUGAGAAGGCAGGAAGAUGGGGGGAAGGACAAAAGAUGUUGAGUGAGGCAGUAGGUCUCACAUUUGUCACUGUUCUUGUGUGUCUCCAAUUCCUUCAUGUAACACAUCUUUUAUGUAUAACCCACUAUUACGAACACUUGCUAGGACCAGCCUGUGGAGAAUUCAGGGGAACAAAACAAUGGUAGUCAAUGUUCUGAGUGAACAAUGCAUUACUUUGCUGAGACCUGACUUCCUAUUGCAUUUAGAAUAAAAUUCAAAGUCCAUCAUAUUCA
Molecule: messenger RNA, 5714 nt
Organism: Condylura cristata (star-nosed mole)
Lineage: Eukaryota; Metazoa; Chordata; Mammalia; Eulipotyphla; Talpidae
Gene: PGAP4
Product: transmembrane protein 246
Exons: 2
Coding region: 777-1988 (403 amino acids)
Biological process (GO): GPI anchor biosynthetic process
Cellular component (GO): Golgi membrane
Molecular function (GO): glycosyltransferase activity
Source: RefSeq, a predicted model, not a curated record